Molecule: messenger RNA, 2395 nt
Organism: Spodoptera exigua (beet armyworm)
Lineage: Eukaryota; Metazoa; Arthropoda; Insecta; Lepidoptera; Noctuidae
Source: the annotation of a GenBank genome assembly
GCUGGCGAGUUAUGGCCGAUGGAACGGCCUGAAGGCAUGCCAGUAAUACAAUCGCUAGAGGUCAUGUGCGGGAAGGAUCACAUGGACGUCCAUCUUACGUUCUCUCACCCCUUCGAAGGCAUUGUAUCGUCAAAAGGUCAACAUGGUGACCCUCGAUGUGUGUACGUGCCGCCGUCAACGGGUCAGACGUACUUCUCAUUUCGGAUCGCAUACGCCAAGUGUGGCACUAAACCAGACCUCCACGGGCAGUUCUACGAGAACACAGUGGUGGUACAAUACGACAAGGACCUGCUUGAAGUAUGGGAUGAAGCGAAGAGAUUGCGUUGCGAAUGGUUCAACGAUUACGAGAAAACCGCCUCCAAACCUCCCAUGGUUAUCGCUGAUCUGGAUGUUGUACAGCUAGAUUUUAGAGGAGACAACGUGGACUGCUGGAUGGAGAUCCAAGCAGGGAAAGGUCCUUGGGCAGCCCCUGUGUCCGGCAUCGUUCCUUUGGGGUCCACUUUAACGCUGGUGGUCGCCAUCAACGAUUAUCGAGGUGAAUUCGACAUGCGAGUGAAGUCGUGUGCUGCGUCAGAUGGCUCGGGCCAUGUGAUUCAACUGUCAGAUGAAUAUGGAUGCGUGUUACGACCCAAGAUGAUAUCACGGUUCCUCAAAGCCAAAGCAGUGGAUGAGCGAGCAACAGUCAUCACCUACGCUUUCUUCCAUGCCUUCAAGUUCCCUGACGCUCUAAGCGUGCACAUUAGGUGUAAGGUUGAGAUUUGUAGACAUGGCUGUCUAGACCACUGUCAGCUGGCUGGAGUAACUCCUCAAAGACAUGGAGCUUUGGACAGGAAAGAUGAUAGAACACACCAGGACCAUAAUGAGAUCAAUGACUCAUCAGCUGAAGAUGGCGGUCUCUCCGAUCUGUCAGAAGAAGCCCGUCUUCCUCUUGAAGAAGCUUUCGGUGAUGAAGUGUCAGGAGAUGUUGUUUUGGCACCAGCGCCGCUGCCACAAAGAGCACCAGCACCUGUUAUUGAACCUGAAACCGAUCACAUGUCUGCCGUUGAAGAAUUGGUUGAGGCUCUUGCUAGACCCUUCACGGAUCGUCCUUCUAACAUUGACCGAGAACGUUUCCCUCAUGGACCUCGUAACUUUGGCACUAACAUGAGUCCUGAACCUUCUGGCGAUGGGGUGGUACCCGCUAAAGCACCAGGCCCAGCUGUAGCUGGUCCCAGGUCUCUACGUAAACGACGAACCGUUCGGGACGCUAGAUCUGCUGAUGUUGGUGUUUCGGGAAUAUACGAAGUUGUCUCUGAAGCUGAUUUGGCUUUUGGUCCAUCAAGAACUGAACCUGUCACUGUAUUUAGUGGACGGAUUCGUGAAGAGGUUGUAUACGGAAUUUGUAUGGGCGCUGUUAGUUUCGGCGCUCUCUUUGCUUCGGCCGCUGGAGCUGCAGCAGGAGCGGCAUUGGCUGCAGCAGUUUUGCUCCAAAAACUUCGCUCACGGAUGGCAGUCCAGCCUCCAAUUCCAGUAUCUCCGGCACCGGCUUCGCACUCUCUUGCCGCGUGGAUGGCUCUUCGUCUCCUUGGCUCACAACCUCACCCACACCACUCCCGUGAUGGUUGACCCAUCACCCCAACCACAAUCCUACCGAAGACUGUUCUUAGAUGCUAAAUAUUUUUCGAAUUAUAUUUCUUCUCCCUUUAUUAUAUAGUUAUUUGUAGCAAUUUCUCUCUUCCCUAUGUGUAUAAUAUUGAAGAAAUUAUAUUUUCUUCCAAAUAGAGUUAGCUACCUGAUAAAAAAUAGUUUUGUACCCUUGAUUGGAAUUAAAAGGUCAGUUGCAUCCAUGUAUUAGAUGUUAGACUCGCAGAAAAUUAUUUAUAGUAUGCUUAUAAUUUAUAUUAGUUCAUAAGUGAUGUUUCUAGAUCGCCUUAAAUAAUGAUGCUAGGUCGUGCUACGGACGAAGUCCUAAGAAACCUGAUAUUUUGAAUGUUUCACUCGUGUGAAUAUUAUACAUUUUUAUACCGAUAAGUUUGUACAGAUUUUUUUCUAUAUUAUUAUUGACUAACUUAUUAUCAUUGUCGUGUUCUUUAGUGUCUCUAGGAUAAGUAUAAACGUCGAGUCAUGCCAUUAGUGUAAGGUUUAGUUAAUUCGUUCGAUUUCGAGUUUCAUGUACUUAGCACAAUUUACGAAUAGUGUGAGAUGACGCAAACAUAACAUUGAUUUCGAUAAUUUUGGAAUCGGUGUUAUUUGUUACAUUAUCUUUAGGUACUGGACCUCUGAGGCUUUAGGCAUACUACAUCAGUAGGUACCUGCUCCAUGUUUGCUAUUCAUUUAUUCAUUGGUCACGUUCAUUUUAUUGGAAAUUAAUUUUAUUAUUUAUUAAAUUUAUUUGUUCUUUUAUUUAAAAACAUAU